AAAAUAUCGACUACACGAUAACCAUAAAAACCGGUAGUCGAGCCAAUGCCGGCACUGAUGCUCUGGUGUUCAUGACUAUAUUCGGCUCCAGCGGUUCGACCGGCAGGCUGGUCAUGCCUAAUCAGUCGGCCGGCAACUUUGAGAAGGGCGACACGGACACGUUUACGGUACACGCCAACAACGUGGGGCGGGUUCGAUCUAUUGAGAUAGGACACAACAACCACGGCUGGAACUCAGGAUGGUUCCUUGACUAUGUUGAAAUCGUUCAGAAAGUGGCAGCUGUCGGUGACCACGACAUUAGACCUGGUACUACCAAGUACCGGUUCGACUUUUUCAACUGGAUCGCGUCUGAUGAAGGUGACCGGCUGCUGAUCAAAAAUAUAAAUUCUAACCACCCUGAGGUCAACCUGGGCUAGAUUUGGUUUAUUGAAUCACCAAAAUUUAAGAUUCAAAAUAAGACAUAAUUUAAGUAACAGUUAAAGCU
Physella acuta is the source of this 484-nucleotide messenger RNA. Its product is annotated as lipoxygenase homology domain-containing protein 1-like. The record is from RefSeq and is a predicted model, not a curated record. NCBI's taxonomy places the organism in Eukaryota, Metazoa, Mollusca, Gastropoda, Physidae. Gene Ontology annotation, molecular function: protein binding.